Molecule: messenger RNA, 1009 nt
Organism: Colias croceus (clouded yellow)
Lineage: Eukaryota; Metazoa; Arthropoda; Insecta; Lepidoptera; Pieridae
Product: pancreatic lipase-related protein 2-like
Exons: 5
Coding region: 114-995 (293 amino acids)
Biological process (GO): lipid metabolic process
Molecular function (GO): lipase activity
Source: RefSeq, a predicted model, not a curated record
UGAAGUCCGCGAUUCUCUUACUUGCUACCGUUACCUUGUGUACGUGUAGCGUUAUCCCCACGAUCCCCGGGGACAAUAGCCACUAUGUGGAAGGAGAAAGCCGCUACAUCUGGAUGCCUGAUGGUGAUGGCGUUCCUCACCUCGUAGAUCUUCAAGCUGAGGAGGAACCUGACAUGAGCAGAAAUGCUGGAGCUCGGAAUGCAUAUUGGCUUUUUACUAGGAACAACCGCAACAACCACCAACUUCUGGUACACAAUAACGCUAAUUCAGUGCGCAACUCUAAUUACCGUAGCAACAGACAAACCAAAGUUGUAGUUCACGGAUGGAACAGCAACGGAAAUUCAAGAAUAAAUACUCUGAUUACUUCGGCAUAUCUUGAUGUAGCCGAUGUUAAUGUUAUCGUCGUUGACUGGAGAAAUGCAGCAAGUGGCAUUUACACCACCUCUGUGCGUGAUGUUCCAAGCGUAGGACAGAAUCUUGGACAAUUCUUACAGUUUGUUAUUAACACAGUCGGAGGAAAUUGGAACAACUUCCAUCUAAUUGGCUUCAGUUUAGGAGCACAUAUUGUUGGAAAUGCUGGACGUACCGUUGGAGGCCGUCCUGUUCGUAUCACAGGUCUCGAUCCUGCUGGCCCUCAAUGGGGCGGUAACUCGCGCGCUCUAAACACUCGUGACGGUGUAUAUGUUGAAUGUAUCCACACCGACGGUGGACUGCUCGGCAUCUUCGACCCAAUCGGUGACACGAACUUCUAUCCUAAUGGCGGUAGAAACGCACAGCCUGGAUGUGCUGUCAGUACUUGCUCUCACAGCCGCGCCUAUGAACUUUUUGCGGCUAGUGUUAGGUACAACAACUUCAAUGGCAGACGGUGCGCUAACCUCAAUGAAGCAAGGAACAACAGAUGCACCGGUGCUAAUCUUCGUAUGGGAAAUCGCGACCUAAACAAGCGCGGAUCCGGUCUAUACGGUUUAACGACUGGACGUUCCUGGCCCUUCUAAAGAAACUGUUUGAU